Ichthyophthirius multifiliis is the source of this 1044-nucleotide messenger RNA. RefSeq lists its product as hypothetical. The record is from RefSeq and is a predicted model, not a curated record. The transcript has a single exon. NCBI's taxonomy places the organism in Eukaryota, Ciliophora, Oligohymenophorea, Hymenostomatida.
UCUGAAACACAUAUAUAAAUCAAGCCUCCAUAAAAUACAUAAUCUGAAUUAAUAAUUCCUUUAAACAUGAAUUAUUUUCGUACUUCAUAUUUUCGCAUAUCAACCCAAUAAAAUACUGAAAACGAUCUUCUUUUUUUCUCUUAAACUGCUUGGGAAAUAGCCUGCAUUUUUAGUGAGAAUUUUCCUUCAAAAAUAGAUCUUUUUUAGGAAAACUUAGACUCCCUUCUGUCAUCAGAUGAUCUCACAUUUCGCUAAGAAAUACUUCGUAGGCAAAUUAAUACUCUUAUAAACCGUAUUAACACUAAAUAAAUAACCAAUAAAGACGAUUUUUAGGAUAUAUUGUCAAUUUUCUACUCUUCAAUAUAACAAAAUCAUAUAAAAGGGGCUAAAACAGCCCUCGAACUUCUAGAAAACGACCUUACGCCUUCUUAAUUAUUUGUAUAAACCCCCCCUAAAUUAUUAUAAGCCUUCGAAAACAUACUCCACAGCUAAGAAAUUGACUAUGAUAUAAAACUCUCAAUUUAAACAAUUCUCUAAAAAUCAAAAUCUAAGCCUAAAAACGAUUAAAAUCUUAUAUAAUAAGUUCAGUAUACUCAAAAUAAUUUCAAUAUGCCAUAAUUUCGCUAAAGCUUUAUUUUUUAGUUAAAAGAAACUUAAAAUAUAGAAAGAAUUACAUUUAUUUUAGACUCUAUUUCUUCCAAAAAUGAUCUUUUUUUAAACGAACUUUCAUAAUUAGGUCUUAUUGAGGCUAUAUAGAAUGUAAUUGAUAAGUAUACUGAAGGUCAUUUAGGUAUAGAUACUUCUGAAAUGACUCAAUAUGUCGUUUUUCAUAAUAGAUUUUUAAAAUUUUUACUCAAAAGUGGAUAUUUAAAUAAUUUUAUUAACUUUAAAAGCCUAUAAAUAAUAGAAGAAGGCAUUAUGAAUGUAUUAAAUAAUAUAGUAAAUGGAGAUGAGAAGGAAAAUGGAGAAAAGGAACUGUUUUUAGUAUAAGUAUUGGAAAUUUAUGAAAAAAUUUUAGCAGAAGAAGAGUUUUUUAAUUUGAUU